AAACGUUUGACAUUGAACACCUCAAGCUUUGAGCUGAAUGGGAACGCGGUUCUCCAAAAUUGCCCAAAUCUGGAGGAAUUAUCACUUUGUGGAGGAGAAAUGAUGGAUAUGAAGCUCGACUUUAGCUCGUUUCGUGCAAGCAAUGAGGCUAUUCCAGAGCUUGUGUUUGAAUGGGAUACUGUCAGUGCACUGGCGAAUGAGCUAAGUAACCAGAACAAUCCGCUCUCCAAGUGCUUGCGUCGACUUCGAGUCUACCUAACCGAUGAGCGGCCACCGUGGGGAAUCAUCGGUGCCGUCCGCAGCAACCGCCCUACAUUCGAAGCGGAUUUAAGCGUACUUCUGAACAUGUUGGACGUCAACAAGACACUGGAGUAUCUCGAUGUGGUCGUUCCGUUUGGACAUUUUCUCUACCUGAACGACUUUCGAGCGCAUCACUUGAAGCCUAUUGAUCGAUCGCUCAAGUUGCCUACCGAAACUAAGGUCGCGUUCUUGAGUGUUUUCUUGUCUCGAGAAAAUCCGGCAGAAAGGAAGAAAUCUAAGCGGAGAACGACUAGAGGAAUGCAACUGAUGCGUCCAAUCUGUCAGCUGGACCAGCACGUGAUGUCGAAGAUUUUGGCGUUCACUGCCCCUCGUGUACUUCGCAAAGUGUAUUUGCAUGGCCCCCCACGCAACAAUUUUGAAGAACCAGACCAAAUACCUAUUUAA
This is a messenger RNA of Phytophthora nicotianae INRA-310, 705 nucleotides long. RefSeq lists its product as hypothetical. The coding region runs from base 100 to 705 and encodes 201 amino acids. The transcript has a single exon. Lineage: Eukaryota; Oomycota; Peronosporomycetes; Peronosporales; Peronosporaceae. The record is from RefSeq and is a predicted model, not a curated record.